AAUGAGAACAUUCUCAGUUGCACUGCUGCUUGUCUUUUUUGCGUCGAGCGUUUCAUCCGUUCGCUACUACUCCCUUGCUGACACCUUCCAGUCAGUAAUUGAUACGGAAAAGGCAUUGGAAGAAGAACUGAGAGUUAAUUUUGAAAAUGCGAGAGCAGCAAGAGACAAAUACCGGGAAGAGACUCAGAAGAAACUGAACGAAACGCUUUCAAAGGUAUCUGAUGCAGUUAAGCAGAGAGCCGAUGAAUUGGAAAAGGAGAAACAGGAAAAAGCUGAAGCCAAGAAAAAGGAAGCCGAAGCAGCGAUCGAGAAAUGGAAGGAGGUUUCUCAACAAGUUGGAGAAUUCGUCGAGUCAGUUAAGGAAAAGAAACAAGCCAAGGAGCAAGAAAAACAACAGAAAAUUGAUGAUUUUGUGAAAACUUUUACGGACAAAAUCAAGCAAAAACAAGAAGAAAAAGAAGCACAGAGGCAGGAGCAAAUUGAGAAAUGGAAGCAAGCCUCUGAGAAGCUUCAACAACAAAGAGAAGAGUUGAAGCAACAAAUCGAUGCAGCCAAACAAAAGCUUGAUGAAAGAAGAAAACAGAAACUGGAGGAAUUGAAAACCGAUUUGGCUCAAGUCAAAGAGCUGGUAACUGCUGAGGUGAAGCGUCGCGUUGACGAGAAAAAUCAACGGCUUGGCGAACAAAGAGAAAAUCAUGAAGCUUUAAAGCAACAGAUCAAUGAUAAACUUGCUGAUAUUGAGCAGCAGGGGAAGAAUGUUGGUGAUCAGGCAAAAACAUAUGAGCAGAAGAAGGAUGAACUUUCGGAUCUUAUUCAGGAUCUAAUCGGGCAAGGUGUUAAGGAUAAGAUGGCCAACCAAAUUUCGGACAAGCUUCAGGGUCAACUUGACAAGGCAGCCUUGAAAGAAGUUUUGAACGAGAAGAAAGUUGAACAAGCUGGAGCCCCACCACCGGUUAAUGAGAUCCCCGUUGAUAUUGCUCCGAAAGCAACAAUUCUUGACGAAAUCACCGGAAAAGCUGCAUGGGAGACUGUAACCUGGGUUCUUCUUGCUCUGUGCAUCCUUCUUUCAAUCGCCUUAAUCAUUAUCAUUGUUUAUCAAGUCAAACAACGCUCUGUCUACGAACGGCUCGACGGCAACAACCAGGUUUACAAUCCAACAUCAGAAAGAGCCCCACUUCUUCCACCACCAGCAACUCCAAUAACUGCUCUACCACUGGCUCCUGCCAAAGAAGAACAGCAGUUUUAAACUUUGUUCGAUAACCAUGUGAUUGUAUUAUAAAAUUGUUUGCACAUUGUUUUGCCAUUUUUCACGUAUAAAUUUUUUGAUUG
Molecule: messenger RNA, 1329 nt
Organism: Caenorhabditis elegans
Lineage: Eukaryota; Metazoa; Nematoda; Chromadorea; Rhabditida; Rhabditidae
Gene: lro-1
Product: Lysosome-Related Organelle protein
Exons: 7
Coding region: 2-1246 (414 amino acids)
Source: RefSeq, marked reviewed